This is a messenger RNA of Cylicostephanus goldi, 258 nucleotides long. Lineage: Eukaryota; Metazoa; Nematoda; Chromadorea; Rhabditida; Strongylidae. The record is from the annotation of a GenBank genome assembly.
AUGUAUGUCGAAGUAACUGACAAUGAGAUAAGUUCCCUCGUCAUUUCAGGCUGCGAUCCAGCGACAGACUUUCGUGGCACAGGAAUUCUCAGCCUAAUUCAACUUUAUAAUCUAGUACAAACGCUACCUGAAAGUAAGCUGGCUGCUAUUGUCCAGCUUUCGCGGAACGAACCUCACGACUUCCCAUUUGCUGUUGUGGGAAUAAACAUCACAGCCUUGUUAGUGACUCGACUACGCAAUGGCGAGCUCAUCGAGUAA